AUUAAAAUAAUACGAUGAUUAGUAUUAAUUGUUGCGAUUAUCGAUGCUAAUUUUUUGCCGUAUAAAAUUUGGCGUAGCUGCGAAAAUUCAUUGCACAGUGUGCACUCCAACGAAUAAAAACUCUUUUUAUUUUAAUUUCUCACUUGUUUCUCUUCACCGCUUCGUAAUACGUGUGUCUUCUUCUUCUUCCUUUCCCCCCCUGUCAACUUCUCUCUUCUCCCACUUCUCUCUCUCUCUCUCUCUCUCUCUCUCUCUCUCACACACACACACACACAAACACAAACACGUCGUUCUACGUGUAUAUACAAUUGUAUCUAUUAUCCUUUUUUGAAUUUUUUGUGUACUUACAUAGUGUAAAACAAACAGUAUUUGGUAUAUAAACCUAGGUGAAGCUUCAAUUUCAGCUGUGAAAUUCAAUUAUUUGGUGAUGGUAUUUGCCUCGAAUUCGUCGAAUCGGUGUGUAGAAAGUCUGUUAUAAGUGACAAUCGAAAGCAGUAGCUGCCUAUGAAAGGGUCGACUUCAUGGAGGUGGCUGUUGAAGAAGCAAUAUUUCUUAUUUGAUGGGAUAGUAUGUGGAGCAAAGAUGAAACAGUUGCCGUUUAUGGGAGUUGUCUGUACAGUGAUGUUGUUCAUUAUAUAUAGGACCACAAAUUACCAGCAUCAACAGACAGAGAUGGACUCGAGGUCUAAUCCUUUCUACACGUCGAAGUACAUAGGUGAAGAUACUACAGGCUUGAAUAGCCUGCCACGUGGCAUCAUCGAAGCAAAGUCAGACCUGGAUUUAAAGCCUUUAUGGACAACAAGCAGUUCUAAGUCACAGAUAAAUGUACGGAGUUCCAGUAACUUGUUAGCAAUGCCCGUUGGAAUCAAGCAAAAGCAGAAUGUUGACACUAUUGUUCAAAAGUUUCUUCCAGAGAAUUUUACGAUUAUUUUAUUCCACUAUGACGGAAAUGUGAACGGUUGGUCGGAUCUGGAAUGGAGUAGAGAAGCUGUACAUAUAGUAGCUCAUAACCAAACAAAAUGGUGGUUUGCAAAACGGUUUUUGCAUCCAGCUGUUGUAUCUAUUUAUGAUUACAUAUUCCUCUGGGAUGAAGAUUUAGGAGUCAAUAAUUUCCACCCUGGAAGGUAUCUUGAAAUUGUAAAAUCAGAAGGGCUUGAAAUAUCUCAGCCAGCAUUGGACCCGAAUUCCACUGGGAUACAUCAUAGGAUCACUGUAAGAAAAAGAACAAAGAUUUUCCAUAGAAGAGUCUAUGAUUACAGAGGUAGUACCAAGUGUUUAGAUGAUAGUGAGGGUCCCUCAUGCACUGGAUUUGUAGAGGGAAUGGCUCCAGUAUUUUCAAAAUCAGCCUGGCAAUGUGCCUGGCAUUUGAUACAGAAUGAUCUUGUUCAUGGAUGGGGAAUGGACAUCAAACUCGGGUAUUGUGCACAGGGAGAUCCCACAAAAAAAGUGGGAGUAGUCGAUAGUGAAUAUGUACUUCAUCAGAGUAUACAAACUUUGGGUGGCCCAUCUGCAACGAAGGUCUCGAAGCUCGAAGAUACGAAAGUUAAGAGGCAUACUGUGGAUGUCAGAUCAGAGAUCAGAAGGCAAUCUACAAUAGAGCUUCAAAAGUUUAAGGAGCGAUGGGAACGGGCCGUAGACGAGGACAAGAAAUGGGUCGACCCGUUUCCUUUAACCCGAAAACGCAAGCUUAGACGUAACAACAAACGUAAUUUUUCCAAGGUUUAGCGAAAUUCAGUUUCUUAGGUAGGUUAAAAAGAAAAUACACGCAGUACUCGGGGUACUGUGUUUGAAAAAGUGAACUAGGAUAUUGUGCUUUCAAUAGGAUAUUGUGCUCGAUAUGUUUACGCCAGUUAUAGAAUCUACGAGACUCUUCUUGACUAGGAUUUCGUUUGUAAAGUUUUUAAUGUGAACAAAUGUCGAAAUGAACUCGUUAUUAUUUUAUUUUUUUCGUGAUCUGGCACCUU
Erythranthe guttata (spotted monkey flower) is the source of this 1964-nucleotide messenger RNA. RefSeq lists its product as uncharacterized. Lineage: Eukaryota; Viridiplantae; Streptophyta; Magnoliopsida; Lamiales; Phrymaceae. The record is from RefSeq and is a predicted model, not a curated record.